Molecule: messenger RNA, 1164 nt
Organism: Lottia gigantea (owl limpet)
Lineage: Eukaryota; Metazoa; Mollusca; Gastropoda; Lottiidae
Exons: 7
Biological process (GO): carbohydrate metabolic process; chitin catabolic process
Cellular component (GO): extracellular region
Molecular function (GO): chitin binding; chitinase activity
Source: RefSeq, a predicted model, not a curated record
GUAUGUUACUACACGAAUUGGUCCCAGUACCGAAAACAACCAGGACGAUUUCUACCCUUCAACAUCGACCCGUUCCUGUGUACCCAUCUUAUCUUCUCCUUUAGUAAAAUAGACUAUAAUGGCCAUCUCGCACCUUAUGAAUGGAAUGAUAUCCAAUAUCCACAUAUGUACCGACAAUUCAACGCUUUGAAGAAGAAGAAUCCCAAAUUACGGACAUUGUUAGCGGUCGGAGGCUGGACUCAUGGAUCGAAACCUUUCACCGAGAUGGUCACUACCGACGAUGGCAGACAAUCUUUCAUUGAUCAUGCUGUUCAAUAUCUGAGGACUCAUAAUUUUGAUGGUUUGGAUCUGGAUUGGGAAUACCCAGCAAAUCGUGGAAGCCCGAAAUCAGAUAAACACAAAUUCUCAGUUUUAUGUCAGGAAUUGGAAUCUGCGUUUAAACAUGAAUCAGAAAUGACUGGAAAAGAGAAGCUACUAUUGACGGCUGCUGUCGGAGGCGGGAAGAAAAUUGUCCUAUCAGCUUAUGAAGUACCACAGAUUUCAAAACAUCUUGACUUUAUCAACCUGAUGAGCUAUGAUUUAUUUGGUGGCUGGAGUAAAACUCUGGGUACUAACGCUGGUCUGUAUCCUCCACAGGAUCUGGACGAGAAAGAACAUCCUUCGGAUAGUGUGGAUGGUGUGGUACAACUAUGGUUAGAUCUAGGAGCUGAUCCAUCUAAACUCGUCAUGGGAAUACCUCUGUAUGGUCGAUCCUUCACAAUCUGUGGUGCUGAUAAGAUCAACAUCGGCGAUAAGAAUUGUGGAGUUGGCAAACCUGGUCCUUAUACCAGAGAGAAGGGCUUCAUGGCGUAUUAUGAGGUAUGGUAUCAUUUGAAAUCUGGAUAUACAAGAAAAUGGCUGGAUGAUCAACAAGUUCCAGUUGCCUUUAAUGUCCAGGAGAAACAAUGGAUUGGUUAUGAUGAUGAGCGAAGUGUAGGGUUAAAGGCCGAGUACAUCAAGACUAAUAAACUAGCAGGUGCUAUGAUGUGGGCUGUCGAUUUAGAUGAUUUCGGUGCCAUGGAAGGUGACGUGUAUCCAUUAAGCAGAAAAAUCAGGUCCACUUUAGAAGGCGACAUGGAAUUCCCCGAAUUUGUGGCUCCUCCAAACCCUGAGACGGUAAGUUGA